GUCAAACUAAAAAUUUGGGAUAUUAGAUUAUGCCCAAUUUAGAUCUCGAUGUCUGUAUCGAACAGCUGCUGAAGAAGCAAUUACUGGGUGAAGCACUAAUAAAGGAAAUAUGCGAACGUACAAAACAAGUCUUAAUGCGGGAAUCGAACGUAGUACAUAUUUCUGCCCCUGUGACUGUCGUCGGCGAUAUUCAUGGUCAAUUCUAUGAUCUCAUUGAACUCAUGAGAAUAGGUGGAUACAGUCCCCAUACGAAUUAUCUCUUCCUCGGCGAUUAUGUUGACCGGGGUUUGUUCAGCGUAGAGACUAUCUCUCUCCUUACGUGCCUAAAGCUGCGAUAUCCAGAACGUGUACAGCUUAUUAGAGGUAAUCACGAAUCGAGAGCUGUUACACAAACCUAUGGAUUCUAUGUGGAGUGUCUCAAGAAAUACGGCUCACCUACCGUAUGGACAGCUUUCACUGAUAUGUUCGAUUACCUGACGCUGAGCGUCGUCAUCGAUAAUCGCAUUUUCUGUGUGCAUGGAGGUUUAUCCCCUUCUAUACACACGCUCGACCAGAUCAAGAUCAUAGACAGGUUUAGAGAGAUACCCCAUGAAGGACCGAUGGCUGACUUGGUCUGGUCUGAUCCUGACCCUGGUAAAGAGGAGUUUGCGAUAUCUCCACGAGGAGCAGGAUACACGUUUGGAUCACAGGUAGUUAAAAAGUUCUUGCAAAUGAACGAUAUGCAGCACAUACUGAGAGCUCACCAACUCUGUAUGGAAGGUUAUAGUGUGUUAUUCGACGAUGAGCUCAGCACGGUAUGGAGUGCACCAAAUUAUUGUUAUAGAUGUGGUAACAAUGCGAGUAUACUCGAGGUUGGACCGAAUGGCCAGAGGCAUUUCAAUGUUUUCGAGGCUGCACCGGAAAAUGAGAGAGAUGGUCCGUUGCAAAUACAAAAUCAGGAAGCUCGGGAGGUUAGCUACUUCUUAUGAUCGUAAUGAUAUAGCACAUGUGUAAUUUAUCAAUAUAUCCUACAUCUACGCAGGUGUAUAUAGAUGUGUACACAGUCUGAACAGAAAGUAAACUGAUGGAUGCAUUCGAAUAAUUUAAAUUAGAAGAUGGUAUAAUGGGUUUAGUUAGGCUAUCUUAUCAACUAAGCUACUUCGAACGUCUAAGAAUCUAUCCCAACGCGAAUCUUGGUAUGAAGACCUGAAUGUGUCAGUGAAACACCAGCGGUUUAUGAAAAGACUAUCAUCCUCUUGGUCUUCAUCAUUGUCAUUGUUUUCUUUGACAGUUUCAAGUCGCUGUUGUCUCAUCGCACGCGCAACCGCUCUGCGUGGUGUUUGCUUCGCUUCUGCACUUUUAGUGGCUGGCUUCUGUGGUGUAGUAUUAACAUCCUUAGCCUUCUGUGGUAUUAUUCUACGUGAUUGAAGAUCUUGCAGUGCAUCAUUCGUGCGAGUUCUGUUCUGUUGGUUCCUCGUUGUCGUCUGAGUUGGUUGUCUUUUGAUAUCAGCCUGCUCAGCCGCAGUACGCCUUCUCUUCGUAUUCGUGGUGAGCGAUUGCUCAAGACCGAGUUCACGCUUAGGUGAUGAUUUUCGCUGGAGUUCUCCUGUCUUUCUAAGUGAAUCAAGAUCCUCCUUAAGAUAAUAAUCAACAUCUUCUGCGUAUUUGUGAAAUGGACGGGUAAGUUGCCAAUCAGAAAUAAACUGAUUACGUGUAGGCAAAUCGUGUACCUAAAUAAUGUUAAAUCGCGUUAUAUUUUUAGUAAAAAUCUCACAUUAAGCGAUGCGCCCAUAGACCAAAAUACAGCGCUAAGUACCUCAUUUUUGUACUGUCCUUUCACGUUAUCGACAUAUAUUUGCUGUUUUUCAACCUCCACAGCUGCAUAGAAUAGUUUAAGGAGCUGUUUGCAAUCGUCUAUACGUGAUCUAGGAAGUUCGUAUUCUAAUACAAGUUCAUCCGGUGUGAUCUCAAUUUUGGCAAUUGCUUUCUCUUCACUUUUGUCCUCCUCUAUCGUUAAGAUCUUUCUACAGGUUUCUACAACCAUUUUGAAAUCUUUCGGCCGUGUUGCUGAUCUUGAUAACGCGACUGUUUCAUCAAAUUGACUAAGAAGACCCAGGUUUUCAGCCGCUAACAUUGUGCAUAUCCAGGGAAUUGAUGUUGUACCAGCUCUCAACUCGUGAGAAGCGCCCGGUUUUGUGGCUUUUCUUACAGUCCUACAGUACUUGUCUGCUAAAUCAAUGAUACUGUUAUCUACGACGUCUAUGAGUGAUCUUCGUUCGAUGCGAUCCAUUAGAUAGUGAUAGUAAA
Messenger RNA from Wallemia mellicola CBS 633.66, 2286 nucleotides. Its product is annotated as Metallo-dependent phosphatase. The record is from RefSeq and is a predicted model, not a curated record. Lineage: Eukaryota; Fungi; Basidiomycota; Wallemiomycetes; Wallemiales; Wallemiaceae. The transcript has 10 exons. Gene Ontology annotation, biological process: peptidyl-serine dephosphorylation. Gene Ontology annotation, cellular component: FAR/SIP/STRIPAK complex. Gene Ontology annotation, molecular function: protein serine/threonine phosphatase activity. Bases 30 to 968 code for a protein of 312 amino acids.